This is a messenger RNA of Caenorhabditis auriculariae, 7393 nucleotides long. The record is from the annotation of a GenBank genome assembly. Lineage: Eukaryota; Metazoa; Nematoda; Chromadorea; Rhabditida; Rhabditidae.
AUGGGGGAGUACAUUCUCCUCCACAUGAAACCAUCAACUGGUUCCAUUUGCGAGCUACAAAAAGAUUUGGUAACUUAAGAAAAUUUUUCGAGCGAAUUAAUGCGUUUUUUCUUCAGGAAAACAACGGUUUUGCGUUUGUCGAAGAGAAUUUUUGUUUGGAAUGCCCACCGGCUGAGUUUGUGAGUUACAUAAAAUUAUUCUAGAAAAGAAAAUCUUUGUAGGAAUUAAAAGAGCAUGAGAAAGUUUUAUGAAUCUUGGGGCGAAGAGCCGUUUUGCGUCUUUAAAAUUCUCAGAAAAAACCGUUGAAUACACUGAAUUGUUGAAAAACAUCCCGCUUGUCGAGAACUCCAAAAGAGCUUGGACCUUUUCAAGAAAAAGAUGUUUGAAGGAACCAGUUCUUCUAUAAAAACCUCAACGACGAACUUGCGGUAAAUGGACUAAAUUCAGAAAAUUCCAGACCCGUUCUUUUGUCCUGAUUCUGAAGGAAACCGAUUUCAAACAUUUCAACGAUUCUAUUUUGGUUAGCAACAAAUAGUGUUUAAAAACAGAAUAUUUUAGCGUCGGUAUCCAACAAUUUGUUAUAAGAAUGUUAAAAGGAUUGCUGAACUGUUGCCGCCGAAAAAAGAUGUGGGAAUUCAGGUAAAUUCUGAAUAGUCGAUUCAUCUCGAUAUGAAACAACGACUUUUGAUAUCUUAUUGAAUCUUCUAUGAUGGAAAUUUUGAAAAAUUUUGAAUGAAUUUUUUUUGAAAGCUACUCCAAAUGGACCCGAAAAUAUCUGCGCAGAAGUUGAUGAUAAUGAAAACGAAAAGGUAUGCUUGAGGUAAUAAAAAGUCGUUUCAAAAAUAUACCUUGGAUACUUGAAUUAUUCUCAGGAAAAUCGUGACUAUAUUAAUCACAUUAAGAUUAAUUGAAAAGCAUCCGAGCUUUUGAACAAAAAAGAGGAAAGUUUGAUGAAUCACAAUCUUCUUUGAAUUAGGUUGUAAGGUGGAAGUUUAGCAGGGAAAAGAAACCAAAUUUCAAAAAAAUUAAUUUUUCAAAGUUUUUGCAGUACAAGGAACAAUGAGAAAGAUGUUCAUUUACAUAGGGAAAGUUGUAAGAGUCGGGAAAGGCUUCAUAGAAAUGUUGCUUUUAGGCUUCUUUUUCUUUUUCUUUCUUUCUUUGACUUCUUUUACAAAGGCUUCUUUUUUUUUGCCUUUUUGCGCCAUUUUAUCAGCUUUUGUGCACCAUUUUGAGCCUUUUUAAUGAAAAAAAUUCAUUUCAAAAAUGCGAAAAAAAUGGAAGGCUUGAAAAAGGUAGUCUUUUUACUGUCUUUAUGCGGUCUUUUUUGAGCCUAUUUCUUCCAGCGGCCAAUAUCCACCAUUCUGACUUUGCCUGGGAAUUCAGUCUUUGAUCUCUCUUUGGAGGAAUCUACUGAAAAAUCGCGAGAAGAUAAUAGCGUAGACACUUCGAGUUCAUCCCCGGCUGUAAGUUGUGAAAAGCUCGCUUUUUUCAGUAUUGACUUCAGAUAGAAGUCAUUUGUGACAUCCUCGAUUUGAAUACAUCUUUGAAACUACCUUACAUCGAUGAAAAACGCAAACACAUGCGAUUUUGCCUUCUUUGCGAUAAGUAUGUCAACCGGAGGCUGCUCUGCUGCUUCACAAAGCACAAUUCUUUUCUUCGAAACUCGCAGAACUGGAAAGAGUUCAACGCGUUGUUCAAAAGGAUUCAUGCGUGGGUUUUCUUGAGAAAACUGCUAGGCAACAGUUAAAAUCAUUAUCAAAUUCGGAUCCGGUGGAUUUACAAGCUAAACCUUGAAAAAGGCGCAUUAAGACCUUCAUUUCGCGAUUGGAAUGGCUCGGCUGCGUAGCGGGUUUACAAAAUGAACCUUAUUGUCAGAACAAGGCGAAUAAUUAGGGCAAGUUAGAAAAAAAAAUUAUUUGAGACUAGACAAAACAGCUUGAAAAAGGUCAUAUGGUGCCCUAACGAGCAAAGCAACAUGGUGACCAAUCUCGAUUGCUGCCAACUUUGAAUCGACCUGCGAAAAAAGUAGCAGAGCAAGGUGCGACGCUUCGAGCCAUUCCAAUAGAGUGUCAAGAGAGCUCAGAGAAUUCAGACUUUUUCAAGUUUUGCCCGACGAACUAGAGAGUGAAAUUCUCUCUUUUUUGUAGACUAUCAGCCUGCUCGUGCCAAAGUUUUGCUUAUAAAGUUUAUUCGAUCCUUUUUAAAUGGAAAAAAAAACGCAAAAACACUAAAAACUUCAUUUCAGAGCGUUCAGAAUCAGAAGAGACAACCUGCCAGUCACUGUUCAAGAGUUGUUGGGCAACAUUAUCCCUCAAAAAAGAGCAAAAAUUAUUUUCCCCCUGUUAGAGGAACGCCACGGAAAGAUGCUUUUUUGUAGAGAAGCGACGCUGGAAACUUAUAAGGAGAAGCUUGUCAUCCUCAAUGGGGAAGGUAUAACAAAAAUUAUGUUUUAAACUCCUUUUUGGGUAGUUUGAGGGAGCAUAGAAAAAAUUAAUAGUGGUGCGAAGAGCCGAUAACAGUUUCUUUUUAAAUCUUCAAGCACUUCUGCGUUUUCAAAGUUGUAAGAAUUCGCAAGACAAUUGCGCCUUUAAACAGCCUAACAAAAGGUUUGAAAAAAUUUCAACCGAAGAAUCAGCUCAAAUCAUAUUUUGACGCAGAUUUCUGGAGAGCCGGCCGUCGAUCGAGUGAGAAUAUCCCACAGCCACUCCAGUUCAUAGCCACCUACGACGCGGUUUGCCUAGCCUUGAGAAAGAUCCCCUGGAAGGGCGGCUUCGACUACGAAGAGUUCUGUGAUGCGAUCAUCGACGCCAGAAAUGAUAUGGACGAAAACAAAGCGCGUGACAAUUUGCUCGAAGAGGUGGUCAUUCGCGACGACUUGAAAUUUUCUGAUUUUUCUGCUCUCUCGUAUUUGAGUGCUUUUUUCAUACUUCUAUGACCUCGUCGGGAGAGAAAAUAUACGCAGGAAGGUCAUACUUAUAAAAUUAACCGAAAAAAGUUAUUUAGAAAUUUAGAUUAAAGUUGAAAGCUUAAUGAAAAGUUUUGGAAAGCUUAAUGAAACUUUUUUAUACUUCAGGAUCCCCAAAUUUCAGAACUAGGAAACUAUUUUUCGCGAUACAUCUGAUUUUCGAGUUGGACCUUCAAAACUUGCUCAAAUCACGACAGAAAAGCGCUAUUUCAAGCUUUUGAAGCGUUAUAACUUGGAAAAAAGAUCAACUUUGAGAUAUGUUUUCUCUCCUUUUAACUAGGGAACGUUUUUUACCCACCGGUUGAACUUUUGCUUGAACUUUGCUGAAGUGUACUUUAGGACCCCCUGAUUCCAGAACAAAAAGAAAAUUUCUAAAAAAACGUUUCCUGGUAAGAAUCAGGAGGCGCAAAAUCACUAUUCGCAAAAGUUUCAUCAAAAGUUCAGCUAAAAAAGGACUGAAAAACGGUCUUCGCAAAUAUAAAUAACUUCAACCUCUAUUUUGUUCAGAUGACCAAAUUUUCUCGUGGCGUCUGGCGAACACUGUCGUCUCUUCUCUUGGUUGCUUCAGUUGACGGUGGCCAACCAGCUCGAACCUUCGCUCUCGACCCCAAUUUCACGACAAUAUUCCUGGACGCCACCAAGCGUUUCAUUUUGUCCCUCCGUUUCGUCUACUGGAGCAAUCGUAUCGAAAAACACACCGCAAUCGGCUACCUCAAACAAGUCAGCGCACUGCUCAAUGGCCUCAGAGAAGCCGAGGAAACCCUCAAAUCGUGCCGUUUAUUGUCCUCAUUGAUCCGUCGGGUAGCUAUCGAUGUUCGAAAAAUGAUCUUUUUGACUUUUCUCCAGGAAAAAAUACAGCGGGACAAGGAGUCCAUCAAUUUGAACAAGCGAAGUUGGCAGAACGAAGGCGAUUCUGAAUCUGAAUCCGAGUUUGAAGUCGAAGACGAGGAGGAGGAAGUGCAUUCGGAAACGUUCACGGUACAUUUUCCAUUAAAAUUCUGCUGCUCUGACGUUUAUUCUCUUCAAAUAAGACUAUCGAUCCGUUCAAUAAAGGUCGCGAAGCGAGAUGCCGUUUUUUUGUAUAAUUUUAAAAACACCAAGAAAUCUUCUAAUAAAAAAAAAUUGCAUACUUUCAUUCUCAAAGGUCCAGAGAAUUUCCAAGACAAUUUUUCUCGAACCUUUCUAAAAGCUUCGAAUAAGCAAAAACUACGAAGUUUUCAACCCAAUUCAUUAUAAGUUUCAAAAAAGAAAAAGUUUUCGGUUUUUUGAUGGCGGUAAAACUUUUUGGAAUGGAUAGAAGCUUGUAAAAGACUUCAACUUUUUCAGAGCCUUCCUAGUGAAAGUGGUUUCUAAAUAUCGUCAAAUUCAUGAUUUCACUCAGUAAUCCUUUUGAAAACGAUGAUUUAUUGCAUUCACAAAACAUAGUACUCGACUUUUAGAGGCGACAAAAUUAAUAAUAAAUUAAGUUUUAAUUGUGUCUUUUCAGGUCGCCUCUGAUUCAAGAAGCUCCUGUGAAUCGAACUUUGAAAUAGAAAAAAUCCCGUCUAAAAAAUUAAAAGUUGAGCCGGAAGACGAAGGAGAUGAGAAGAAUUUGGUAGGUGUCGCUAUAAAUUCCUCUGAGUUUCGCUAUGCAGUUCAGAAAUGAGUUUUCGAAUGAAGCAGAAAGGAAAAAAAGUUGAUUCAGUUUUCGAAUUCACUAAUUUUUCACUAAAUCUUGAAAUUAAAACAGUACAACGAGAGGUUUAUCUCAAACUUGGGCAAUUAAAUCAUAUAAUAAAAAAAAGGUAGAAAACAAAAUAUGAAAUACGACAAGCCAUAGAAAAACUUUAAAGAAAAAGAAAUGGAAGAUAGGGGUAGGGGACCGAAAAAGAUGAAAACCCGCGGCUGAGUACGGCGUUGCUCAAAUUCAUGGCUUUCCGAGUGGUGAGAGUUUCGGGUAUAUGUCAAAAGAGCUGCGAAAAUCGAGCCUCCUCACUGUUUGAGAUAAAACUGCCAGCGAAAAAUGGGCUGCCCAAGAAAUUGCCAGAGAAAAAUCAGCUGAGAGAAACGAGCUGCGAAAAUUCCGCCCGCCGUUGGCAGGUUAAUCGCGCGACUCUGCGCUCCAUCGAGAACAGUAACUCGGACAUUGGUAACGCGAAACGGACGUGCUCCGGACGUUUCUGGGCGAUUCUAGGGAUCCCUUAAGAGUUCUGAGGCUACUAAAGUGGUCACUAGAAAUGCCCCGACACGUCCGAUUCGCGUCCCGUUCGCGUUACAAAGGUCUGAGAACCGAAUUUCGUCCAUUUCCGCUCAUUAGUAUCUUAAAAUAUAGUUUUUUUCUUGUUUUUAUGUUGAAUGAUUUCAAACUACAUCGUUGAAUUUUUGAAAGCAAUUACUGAAAUGUCAGAAAAAACAGGACAAACAUGCAGAAGUGAUUAAAAGUGAUAGUAAAAAAAUUAUCUACAUAAUUUUUCCCGGAUUUUGCGUUAAAGGAACUAUUUAAAAUUUUAUUUGCCCGUUGCGUAUUGAAAAUAAUGAACAUAACAAAAUAUCAGUUCAUUAAAAAAAACCUAAAAAAAGAACAAAAUGUGAGCAUGACAGGGUUUUCCGAUGAAAAUUGUCUUUAUCUUUCGUGAAGUUGCGGAACCAAUACUCGAACUUCUCAUCAUCGCAAGAAAUCAAUCAACCCUGAUUGCUUUUAAGCGUCCUGAAACCUUUUUUUUCAUUAUUGAAAACGUUUUUCAGACUCUUAUAGACUGACUUCGCCCGAUUUCAUUCAUGCUGGCCUGAGGAGCGAGCCCAAAAGAUUAAGAACAGGCGAGAGAAGUCGGGGAAGGUCUACUUCCUUUUCUUGAAGGGAACCAGCGUCGUUAAAAACGGACGGUCUCUUUUUUACUCCUUGGGGCGAACCAGUAUCAUCUCAGUUUGUCACUAGCCUAUUAUUGAAUUUGGUUGCCGACGGAUGGGCAGCUUUGAGGAUGAAGGGUUAACGAGAAAAUGGUCUACAGAGCUGAUUUUGAAAGAAUUGAGAUUGGGUUCUCUCAAUGAUUUGUUGGGGUAGGAAUUCGGGAAGAUGGUGAUAACAGCUUUGGAGAUCUGUUACGAGUUGUUACGAGAGAUUUACGACUUAGAGCGCGCCAUUUCACGUUACAUGAUAUAAUUGAAUCUCUGUUGGAGAUCGUUCUAAUCCCCGCCGUCAUUCUGGUCCCAGAGUUUUCCUUCGACGGGUAACGAUAUUCCGUUUAACUUUGAGCCACGAGUAGUCAGAGCACUCAGACUCGCCAAGAGAGUUGCGUAAUGGCCGCGGCACUCUUUCGUAAAGACGAACAAAAAAAAAAUUAAAAAAGAGAGGGCCGCGAGGUCUUUCACUCAAUUACCUCAAACUCAAGUAAUUGAACCAUAUAAUUGAAUUAGAAAGAAAAAAGAGAUUGUCUUAAACUUGACCAGAACCCGUGCUGGCCAGAGAAAUGAGCAGAAAAGAUUAGAAACAGACAGAAGAAGUCGAGGAACGGACCGUCUCCUCUCCUCGAGGCUAAUCAGAAUACUCUUAGUUAACUUCCUUAGCCUGUCCAUGUAUUUGGUUGUGUUUGAAUCGAAAACACUGACGUCUGAUUCAAUAUGCUAUACCGAAACGAAUUCUGAAGAGUCACCAGACAUCCCGCCCCCAAAAAAACAAACUUGGAGAAAAACAAACCGCCUAGGCGGAACAGACGUUAAAAAUCAACUUUUCAUCACUUUUAAACUAAAAUUCAAAAAGGAAAAUGCGCUCUAAGUAAUCAUUAUCCAACAAUUUUUUUUUCUCUAAAGGUCAACUUUUGAAAAAAAAAAUUAAUAAUUUUAUUGAUCGUCAUAAAUCUCCAAAAUACCCUUAUUUAUUCCACCUCCACAAAAAAAAGUUUUCUGCUUCGUGGGAUCCGUAGAAGUUCCAUAAAAAGGUAUAUUUGAAUCUUUUCAGCCGUCCUUUGAUACAAGAAGCUCCUGUAAAACAAAUCCUAAAGAGAGGAACUUUUUUUAUUCGGGUAUUUUUUUUUUUUUGAAAUCUUGAAAGUUCAUUAUCCAUUUCCAACAGAUGGUGAUACUCCGCAGCGGCCACCGAAAAAGCCCAAAUUAGAGCCUGAAGAAGAAGAAGAAGAAUCUCAAGAUAAUUUGGUAAGUUAUAGAUAGAAAAGUUCCUCGAUAAUAUCCAUUAUCAAGUGAUAAACGAACUUUAAAAAAUGAACUGAUGCGGUUUUUUUUAAAUCACUAACCUUUUAUGAGAUGAAGGGAAGAUUUAAAUUUCCGGAGGACUAAUUUCUUGAUUCUUAAUUUUUAAAAAAACAAUUUUUUUGCUUUUUUUGAGUCGUUUAAAAAAAUUCAUUAAUUCUCUUUUUCCAGUCAGUCGUUGAUUGGAGUCGGAGAAGCUCCGCCCUGAAUUUGAAGAAAAAAAGGAAAGAAAUUUUGAAGAAAUGA